This is a messenger RNA of Xiphias gladius (swordfish), 1617 nucleotides long. RefSeq names its product zona pellucida sperm-binding protein 3-like. The coding region runs from base 173 to 1294 and encodes 373 amino acids. Gene Ontology annotation, cellular component: extracellular matrix. The transcript is spliced from 8 exons. Gene Ontology annotation, molecular function: acrosin binding. The record is from RefSeq and is a predicted model, not a curated record. Gene Ontology annotation, biological process: positive regulation of acrosome reaction; binding of sperm to zona pellucida; egg coat formation. NCBI's taxonomy places the organism in Eukaryota, Metazoa, Chordata, Actinopteri, Istiophoriformes, Xiphiidae.
UCUGAACUGGGAAGUGUUUGAAAUACUGGGAGGAUUAUCUGGAGUGAUUGCAUCUUAUCUAAAAUACUGCAUCAUUUUAUCAUUCAUUUUCUUGCUGACUGGGUUGAGCCAGAGGUUUUGCUUUGUUUCCCACUCCAAAAAAAGUCUCCUGUUGUUAUGAGAAUAUAGCGCAAUGGUGGUCGCAGGUCACUCAGCCUCUCUGGCGCUGCUGUUGUCAUUCGCUUUUGGUGCUGCAGAUGCCAUUCGAGCUCUAAAAGGUGGACCCAUUGUUGAUGCCGAAGGAAGGGAAUUUAAAUCUGCCACAGCAAGAACUGAUGCAGAAAGCUUCAGCAGACCACAAUCCAAUGAUGGAUCCUCCAUUCGUGUACAAUGCACGGAAGCGUCCAUGAUCAUUGUGGUAAAUGCUGACCUGUAUAAAACUGGGCGUCUCAUGUCUCCUGGAGACCUUUUUCUGGGGGAGGCCGAGCAUUCGGAGACCAGUCAGUGCCGAGCUUUUGCAGUUAGUGACUCUGAAUAUGUCAUUGAAGCCAGACUGCAGGACUGUGGCUCCAAAUUAAGUAUAUCUGAGGACUCUGUGAUCUACUCAAACAAACUGAUAUUCUCACCAGCUGCCAGUUACCAUGGCAUUACAAGGAUGACCUCUGCUGUAGUCCCUGUUUCCUGUCACUAUAAAAGGACACACUUUGUGAGCAGUAACACUCAGCAGCAGCCCCUGACCCUCUCCACUUCUGCACAGCAUUCAACAGGGAACUCUGCUUUUUCCUUAAAGCUUAUGGCCGAUGACUGGAAGAGUGAGACGUUCUCCAGUGUCUUCUACCUUGGAGACCUCCUGCACCUCAUGGCAUCGUACACUGGUCCUGAUGCAGGACAAAGACGACUCUUCAUCGACAGCUGUGUUGCCACUCUAACACCUGACGCAACAUCAGUACCCAGAUACUACUUCAUUGAAAACCAUGGGUGUGUCACUGAUGCUAAAGAGGAAGGAUCAAACACACGGCUCAAACCCAGAACGAGGGCUGAUUUGCUUCAACUGCAGCUUGAUGCCUUCUUGUUUCACCAUGAUCCAAGGAACUCGAUAUUUAUCACUUGUCAACUGAAAGCUACCUCUGAAAUCUGGAAGAGCAGCCCUAUCAGCAAGGCAUGCAAUUAUGUACAUUCAAGAUGGGAAAAUGUGGAUGGGCAUGUUGGGGUGUGUCAAUGUUGUGACAGCACCUGCCACAAAAGAUCAGUCGACGAUACGAUGGUUUGUGGUACUGUGACUCUUGGCCCAUUGAUGAUUUUUCCCAGCAAGUAAGCAACGAAGAAAUGUCUGGACAAUAAACGGCAAACCUUCAGUGCCUUAUUUCACUUGGCGUGGUGGUUUUUCAAAUCAUUCACACAGGGUCAAAGAGGACAUUACACUGUUAGGUUACUGAAAAUAUUUUGCAUCUAGUCUCAAUACUAUAUAAGGUUUUGAUGAGCUAAGAAUUUAUUGUCCAGUUGCUCAAUAUGAGUAGUAUGAUUUGUUGUUUUAUGACUCUCAAUCAGUAUCACCUAGAGCAAUUAUCAUUACAGAACAGUAUUUAUUGUUGUUUUUGUAUUCUGUGAAUGAGAAAAGUAAGUAAAAGGAUAAGAAUG